AUGCAUCUCCCCAAGCAGCACCAGCGUCCUGGCGUCAAUGGAAACACGUCUGGCAAUCAAGCCGUGUUUCGUACCUCCGGCCAUGGGUUUUCCAAGCUGAACCUGUCGAGGGCGUCCAUGCCCGACGACCUCGAGAUUCUCAUCGAUCGCGAGAAUAACAGGACCUCCAUCACGCUCACCUACCAACAUGGGCCCAACGGCGAGUUACCCAUCUCGCUCCCUGCCACCGAGUCCACGCGCAGCCGCCCCACCGUGCCUAUCCCGCGCAACAUGAGCUCGGUCAACGACGCUGCCGCGCCCUCCAACCUCGCCCGCCAGGCCGAUCUCAGCGGGUCCCCGUGCACCCGCGGGUGCGGCGAACGCGUCAAUACUGGAUCCCAGUGCGGAGGGACGCGGCCGCAGAUUCCCCUUCCACGUCUCAGCACUCUGUUCCCUGACGGCAUCCCGCGUCGCGUCGGCCAAGAGGCUGCGGGGAGCGCGAGCGCGUCUCCGGUCAGGCCUGCCAGCUCGCAGGCUGCGUCUGCGCUCGUCAGUGCACCGAGCCCGACGUCUGCGUCGCCGCCCGGCACUAUCAAGAAACCCGGCGCGGUCAAGGCUGAAAAGACCCUCCCGAAGCGCAAGAAAGCACAGAAGAGGCUGUUCCCGAACAAGCACAGUUUCAAGAUCCGGAACACGAAGAAGUUCACGACGUUCUACGGCCCGACUGCGGCGACGCGCGCGCUCACGGCGCCGCCCGACUUCCUCAGGCCCUCGCGCGCGUUCCUGUACGUGCACCUGUACGACGGCGGCGCGAGGGGCGAGCAGAAGCAGAUCUGGAUGUACGUGGGCCCGCGGCGCACUGGGUUCUUCGCGCGCGGGGAGGCGGGGGAGGAUGGGGAGGAGGAGGAGGGGUGGCGGAUCGUGCAUCCUGGGUGCGAGCACCCGGACUUGCCGGGGUACGUGUUGCACGUGCGCAACGACGGCAACCCAAGCUGGAUCACGGCGGCGUCGGCGCAGAAGAUUGCGAGCGAGAAGAGGAAACAGGAGCGCAUGGAUAGGCGCAUCUGAGCGGUCGAACAUAACACCGGCAUCGCGCUGCAGCGAAGGCCGCGUCUUGCUCUCUAUAUAGCUCGUUCCCAGCUUCCUCACUUACUAUGCUACCCUCUCCACGUUCGUUUAUGCUACUCUCUCCACGCUCGUUUAUGCCUUCCUCUCCACGUUCGUUAUAUGCUCGCAAUAUGCGACUGCUUGUAUGCACACUCCUUCACGAAUAUGAUCUAUGCAAAUAUGCC
This is a messenger RNA of Trametes versicolor FP-101664 SS1, 1271 nucleotides long. RefSeq lists its product as uncharacterized. NCBI's taxonomy places the organism in Eukaryota, Fungi, Basidiomycota, Agaricomycetes, Polyporales, Polyporaceae. The transcript is spliced from 5 exons. Bases 1 to 1047 code for a protein of 348 amino acids. The record is from RefSeq and is a predicted model, not a curated record.